AACGCAAAGAGGAGGCAGUGCCAACACGACCAAACUUUCCUCCCAUCAUCAUAAUUAGCAGCAGCGUAGCCUGCUCUGAGUGAGCGUGUGUGUGUGUAUGUUUGCGUGUGUUUGUGCAGUCAGAUCUUGCACAGCGAGAAAGACCUCCCCGGUCCACAUUGGUCUGUGUUUUUGGAGGCUAACCUGUGGGUCGGUGCACCGCUGUGAAAAGCAUGAAAAUUGGGAUCCAGCAUCUCACAGGACGAGCGACAGGAAGGUGCGCACCAACGAGCUGAGCCCUCAGGAAGCCUGGACAAAGAAUUUAACAAGGAAAAAAGGAGAACAAAGUCGCAUCGUCAGUUGCUGUUAGGGAACCAUGUGCAGCUCCCUGAGCCCCAAACAGGCCACCGGCCCCGGCCUGACAGACAUGCAGCAAUACCAACAGUGGCUUUCCAGUCGACAUGAAGCCAGCCUGCUGCCCAUGAAGGAAGACCUGGCCCUGUGGCUCACUAAUAUUCUUGGUCUGGAAAUCACUGCUGAGAGCUUCAUGGACCGCUUAGACAAUGGCUUCCUGUUGUGCCAGCUGGCUGAGACACUACAGGAGAAGUUCAGGCAAAGUAAUGGAGAUCUGCCUAACCUUGGCAACAGCAAGAGAAUUCCCAAUCGGAGGAUACCAUGUCGGCAGAGUGCCCCGUCUGGCUCCUUCUUUGCAAGAGACAACACAGCCAACUUCCUGGCCUGGUGUCGGGAGGUCGGAGUUGGAGAAACAUGUCUGUUUGAGUCAGAGGGUUUAGUUCUUCAUAAGCAGCCGCGAGAAGUGUGCCUCUGUCUUUUAGAGCUGGGUCGAAUAGCAUCACGGUACAAUGUGGAGCCUCCUGGCCUUAUAAAACUGGAGAAAGAGAUUGAACAAGAAGAGAAAGUGGCUCUACCUCCUCUGUCACCUGUAUCUCCAGCUCAGCCUAUCCCUCCUUCACCUUCUUCAUCUCCUUCCCCAUCUCCAGUUCCUACCAAAGUGACUUCUACCAAAAAAAGUACAGGGAAGCUGUUGGAUGAUGCCGUAAGACACAUCGCUGAUGAUCCGCCUUGCAGAUGUGCAAAUAAGUUUUGUGUAGAAAGACAGUCGCAGGGUCGAUAUCGUGUUGGGGAGAAGAUGCUCUUUAUACGGAUGCUGCACAAUAAACACGUGAUGGUGCGAGUCGGUGGUGGCUGGGAGACCUUCGAGAGUUACCUGCUGAAACAUGACCCCUGCCGCAUGCUCCAGAUUUCCAGAGUGGAGGGCAAGAUAUCCCCCAUCAGCAGCAAGUCCCCCACCAUCAAGGACCUCAGCCCUGACAGCUACCUGGUGGUUGCAGCACACUACCGCAGCAAAAAGUGAAGACAUGAGACUGAAAAACGCCAUUAAUAAAAGGACAGAUGACUUUGUGCUGUUUAUUUACUCUGUAGAGAGGGGGCAUAGCUAUGCAACAUAUCCCUGUUCUCAUAAAGUAAACAUUAAAGCUAUAGUGCAGCGCCUUUCAUAGAAAGUAUUCUUUUGUCAUCAUGAUGAUUUUGUUUUUUUGGUUAAAAAUCAUUGUUGGGUGUUUUGGAUGAAAUUAGGGCUGGACUCAUGUCAGUAGGCCUAUGGGUGCUAUUUAGUUUGACAUAACAGCAAAUAGCUUUGAAAAUGUGUUCAUCAUUACAGUAUCAUUGGUUAACUCGGUGCAAGGAAAGCUGUAGAUUUUCUUGAGAUAUGAGAUUUUCUUGUUUUGAAUUGUAUUUGAAGCAAUAUGACAUCCAGUAGGUAGAAUAUUUUCAUCUUUUAGCUCCUAAUAUGAAUAUCUGUAUUUGUACAAGGUAAAAAUGCAAGUUUUUUAAAUGAAAUGAAGUUAGUGGUGGAGAUGCUAGCACCUUUAUGAAACUAGUAUUCCUUGGCAACUUGAUGUGGAUUUUGUUGUUUUGUGUGUGCUAGUUUUGAUUUCACAGUUUUUGAUUUGUCAUCAAACUGAUCUUAUCUAAAUCUCUCAUAGUGUAUAAGCUCUAAUGGGCCAUGACUCAAACUGAAUUUUACCUCCAACAUUAGAAGAAGAAUUUAACCCCCCCCCCCCCCC
Archocentrus centrarchus (flier cichlid) is the source of this 2066-nucleotide messenger RNA. It is a transcript of the gene gas2a, whose product is annotated as growth arrest-specific 2a. Gene Ontology annotation, biological process: actin crosslink formation. Gene Ontology annotation, cellular component: actin filament. The record is from RefSeq and is a predicted model, not a curated record. Gene Ontology annotation, molecular function: actin filament binding; microtubule binding; cytoskeletal adaptor activity. Bases 356 to 1354 code for a protein of 332 amino acids. The transcript has 9 exons. NCBI's taxonomy places the organism in Eukaryota, Metazoa, Chordata, Actinopteri, Cichliformes, Cichlidae.